GGAUUUGGAGACUCCGAAAAAGGUGGACUUCUGCGCGAUGCAGCACGAACUGUGGCAUCAGGUAGAAACAUGACGGCGCCUAUUGGCCCUCCCGGCAGCGGAUGAAGAGCCGAUUUGUAGUAGCUUCUCCUUGUGUGUAUCGAAAAUAUGGAGAAUGAUAUAUUGGAUUCCCUCGACGACCUCGGCUGUGAGCUGAUCCAAGGUGGAGAUGGGAUAGAGAAGGCUCUUGAGAGCGGUCCAAAAGAUCCUCUUUAUACAAAACUCGUGGAAUGGCUGAGUCUGGAGCUGAAGGCACUGUGUGACCUUGAGGAUCAUGUAAAUGCCAUAACUGAAGCAGAAGACUCUUCUUCCUUUCUUCUUGAGCUGAGUUCCUUCUUGAAGGAACUUGGUUGUCCUCACAAGACUUUGAUGGAGGGUCCUGUGAAUAAACGCUUGGCAUCACGUGAAGAUAGACUAAUACUACUUGAUUUCCUGACAACGGAGCUGCAAGCUGCUCGCAUGAUUCAUGUGAAUAAAGGUACUGAAGACAGGAGUAUGCAUGUGGCUGUGGAGGAGAGUCCCACUGCAGCUGAUUUAAAAAAAAUUCUGGUAUCCUUGGGUUUUUCAAAGCCUCCCCCAAAUGUUACACCUCAACAGCUAUUUGGGAAAGUGGAAACAAAGGUGAAAGAGGUAGCAAGCAAGGCCAAAGUAGGAAAUCCAUUAUUUUCUGGGGUUCUGAGUGACAAGCAAUGGCAUAUGCUGGAAGAAUUGCAAAAGCAAAUGGAUAAGGAAUACCGAAUUCGACGGGAGAUGCUGCUGAAACGGCUUGAUGUCACUAUCCUGUCUUUCAAGUGGGCAGAGAACGCAAAAGCACGUGAAGAUGAAAUUCAAAAUAUAUAUGCCCCAAGAAGAGGAAAGCUCACUACUAUACCAGAUGUAACCCUUGGAGACCUUCUUGCUGCUCGAGAGGAUCUGGCUUACAUUGAAAAGACAUCAUCAGCAUCUGUUCGCAAGAAUACCUCAACCCCCCUUAAUAAAGUUGUCAUUGGGCGAACAGAGGAGGAAGACCAAGUGAACAGGAACCACCACCUCCUGAGAUGCCAAGCUGGCAACAGAGAUCGUCUGGACCUGGACCACAAAGAGGUGGUGGAGGUUUCAGUCGCGGACGCGGAGGAGGAGGAGGAUUCCAUGGGGGUGAACGUGGAGAAUAUCACAGGGGAGGAGGAAGAAUUCAGGGGAAUUGGAGCCAGGGACAAAGCCAGGCCUUCUCUGGUGGAUGGUCUGGAGGAGACAACAGUGGUGGUUAUCAACAUCAAGGAAAAAAUGGAGGGAGGGGCGUUGCUCAACGGGAUCUAUGGAGGCAGUCCACCAAAUUCCGGAAAUUUCAGGGCUAGAACCCUAGAGCAGCCCUGGUCAUAG
This is a messenger RNA of Darwinula stevensoni, 1398 nucleotides long. NCBI's taxonomy places the organism in Eukaryota, Metazoa, Arthropoda, Ostracoda, Podocopida, Darwinulidae. The record is from the annotation of a GenBank genome assembly.